Messenger RNA from Tuber melanosporum (Perigord truffle), 2151 nucleotides. RefSeq lists its product as uncharacterized. Gene Ontology annotation, biological process: L-lysine biosynthetic process. The transcript is spliced from 2 exons. The record is from RefSeq and is a predicted model, not a curated record. Lineage: Eukaryota; Fungi; Ascomycota; Pezizomycetes; Pezizales; Tuberaceae. Bases 1 to 2151 code for a protein of 716 amino acids. Gene Ontology annotation, molecular function: 4 iron, 4 sulfur cluster binding; homoaconitate hydratase activity.
AUGCACCUCUUGCGGGUUCCUGCUUCAAGGGCCUACAUCCGGCUCUCAGCAUGUCGAGCUCUGCCUCCUCGAAUUCCGUCCUAUUUCCAGCCUCCUACUUCCUUUAGCCUAACUCGAAGCUAUGCCAAUAUCUCCCCCUCGCCAACUGCCUCCCAGAAUCUCACUGAGAAGAUUGUGCAGAAAUAUGCUGUGGGGCUUCCGGUUGGAAAGUUUCUUCGUUCCGGCGAUUACGUUUCGAUAAAGCCCCACCAUUGUAUGACACAUGACAACUCGUGGCCAGUGGCCCAGAAGUUCUUCUCUAUUGGAGCCACUAGGAUUCAUGAUAACCGUCAAGUGGUUAUGACACUCGAUCAUGAUGUUCAGAACAAAAGCGAAACAAAUCUUAGAAAGUAUCAGAACAUCGAGGAGCUAGCGAAGAGGAUGGGGGUGGACUUUUACGGUGCUGGUAGAGGAAUUGGUCAUCAAAUUCUUGUCGAGGAGGGGUAUGCUUGGCCGGGAACUCUCACGGUCGCUAGCGAUUCGCACAGCAAUAUGUAUGGCGGUAUCUCCUGCCUUGGUACCCCAAUUGUUCGAACGGACGCAGCGGCGAUAUGGGCCACGGGGCAAACAUGGUGGCAGAUUCCUCCAGUAGCUCGCGUGGAACUCAAAGGUGUUCUACCAAAAGGGGUCACCGGGAAGGAUGUAAUUGUGUCUUUGUGUGGUCUUUUCAACAACGACGAGGUUCUUAAUCAUGCUAUCGAGUUUGUUGGUUCGGAACAGACUUUAGAGUCGCUUAAAAUUGACGAUCGUUUGACCAUUGCAAAUAUGACCACCGAAUGGGGUGCCUUGAGCGGUAUCUUCCCAAUGGAUGAUGUACUCAAGGAUUGGAUGCUCCAGAAGGCUUCCAUGCAUGCCCAGCGACUUAGAAAUAGCUCACAUCCACGGCUUACGAACAAGAAAGUCGAAGAAUUUUUUGCACUUAAUACACUUUUAGCGAGUCCGGACGCCUCGUAUGCAAAGUCCUUAACUCUGGACCUAUCAACACUGUCACCAUAUGUCGCCGGCCCUAACUCCGUCAAGAUCUCUACGCCUCUUACGGAAUUAGAAGAAAAAAAGAUCGCAAUUCAAAAGGCGUAUCUAGUUUCAUGCACCAAUUCGCGCGCCUCGGAUAUUGCAGCAGCAGCUGAGGUUUUCAAAUCCAAUCCGUCGGCAAAGGUAGCUUCGGGAGUAGAUUUCUAUAUUGCCGCUGCAUCGACAUUGGAACAAGAAGCUGCGACCAAAGCUGGAGAUUGGGAUGCUCUCAUCAAUGCUGGUGCGAAAGCACUUCCAGCAGGCUGCGGUCCAUGUAUUGGCUUGGGAACCGGUCUCCUUGAGGAUGGAGAGGUCGGAAUAUCUGCAACCAACCGGAACUUUAAGGGAAGAAUGGGGUCGAAAGAAGCACUAGCAUACCUCGCCUCCCCAGAGGUCGUAGCAGCCAGCGCAAUGAAAGGAUUUAUCGCCGGCCCAGGAAACUAUACUGGACCCUCCUCUGCCGUGUCAAUAUCCUCCCCACCCCCACCAGCUUUGCCCUCAACCCAGUCAUCCAGCGCCCAGGAAGCAGAAACAGAGAUCCUUCCCGGCUUCCCCCCUCUAAUCGAAGGCGAAAUUAUCUUCUGUGACGCAGACAACAUCAACACCGAUGGAAUCUACCCAGGGAAGUACACUUACCAAGACAACAUCUCCCGUGAGCAAAUGGCACAGGUAUGCAUGGAGAACUAUGAUUCCACCUUUUCAAAUAUUUCGAGACCAAACGACAUAUUGGUCACUGGCUUCAACUUUGGCUGCGGAAGUAGUCGCGAACAGGCUGCUACCGCAAUAUUAGCUCGCUCGAUACAAUUGGUUGUAGCGGGGAGCUUCGGCAACAUAUUUAUGAGGAAUAGCAUCAAUAACUCGCUGAUGACCGUUGAACUACCCAAGCUGAUUGAGCGGUUGAGGGAGAAGUUCCCGAAAACGCUAACCAGGAGGACGGGGUGGUGGUUGCAGUGGGAUGUACGCAGGAGUAAGGUUAUAGUGCGGGAGGGGCCAGAGGAUGCAGAGCGGUGGAGUUUGGGUGUUGGGGAGUUGCCACCGAAUGUGCAGGAUGUGUUUGUCAAAGGGGGGUUGGAGAAGUGGGUAAAAGCCAGAUUGGAAUAG